AUUAAAAUUAUUUGAUUCUCUAUAAAAUAUAUAAUGACAUAAUGUUUACAAUAAUUGUUUUUUUAUAAAAAAGAAAAGAAAUGGUGUUGUAUGACACAGAAGAGUGGAACAAAUCAAUUAAUCAUUGAGACACAUUUCCGUUUACUCUCCUUGUCAUGGUACCAUUUGGGAACAGUUGAAUUUUAAUAAGCUUCUAUUUCGCUAUUUGAAAUAACCAUAUGGAUAUUCUACUAAUUGUUUUAUUGGAGAGAUUUUAUUAAACGGGGAUAAUCAUGCCAAUCUUUAACCAUUGUCCAAUUCAAGCUAAAGACUAUUGUCAAAAUGGUGGAGAAUGCUUUUAUUUAUCUGGUGAUCCAAGUAUAUAUAUGUGCAGCUGUUUUAUGCCAUUCUAUGGACCACAAUGUGAACAUAAAGCUCCUAGCAGGGAUAAACAAGUUGAAGUUGAAGAAAUACAAAAAAAUUUCAAUAUCAAUAAUGAUCAUGUUGAUAAUGAUGGUUUUAUCAUUAAACGAUCAGUUGAUCGUGCAAUGACAUUGACAGCAUUAAUUUUCAUUGUGGUCACAUUUUUAGGAAUGUUAAUUUUAGCAUGGUAUAUUUCUAGGCGUAGACGUAAAGAUUAUGCUAGAUGGAGAAGAAUGACAGAACUGGCAAUGAAGUCGAAUACUAAAGAGAAAUCUGACAAACAGACACAAAUCACAUUGGAUUAUGCUGAUGAGAAAGAAAUUUCUUCAUUAAUUAAAUCGACUCAUUCCUUAGACAAUAAUAGUCAUGAUGAUAAUGAUGACGAUGCUGAUGAUGAUGGUGAUGAUGAUCUUGAAUUGAAUAAUGAUAAGAAAGAUUUGGAAGCUCAAUUUGAACUGACUAAGACCAGUUCAGUGUAUAAUGAUCAUUACGAAAAACAGACAGAUAAAUAUUCUGAUAUUAAAUUAAAAACGGAUGAAGAUGAACUAUCAGUUCACAGUAAUUCUAAUAUUAUGGAGACAAUGAAAUCUGUUGGUAAACCUGAUACCUACAAUCAGAACAUUGUCAAUCAAUCCAAUUCUGUGAUCGGGGCUACAGAAUCAUCAAAUAAUAAUGAUAAUAAUAAUCAAAUUGAAUUCAAUCAGAAAAAACGAACUAAAAGUAAACGGAUGGCUCCAACUCCUCCAAGUCAUAAUGUAUCACUACAAUCUGUCCACAAUCAUAAUCCGUUACUUGAUGCAUCAAAUGAUAAUCCAAUCAUUAUUGAACAAUGCACAGAUUUGAAUGAAGAAACAAAAGACCUAGAUACAAAUAUAAUAAAUAAUCCGAAUACAACACAACUAUUAAAAAAUGCCAACUUAACAACACCACAUACAGUAGUAGUUGAUCGUUACUUUGAUCCACCAAAACUUUCAUCCAUAGAAAAUCAACAAUAUCUUAAUAAAUCUUAUGAUCAUAUUAUCAGUAAUAAUACAAUUGGUGGUCGAAAACUAUCCAAUCCUAAACAACCACCAAUAGCAAAUAUUCUAAGCAGUGUUAUAUUAGAUAGACCAUAUAUUAAUGCAGAUGAAAUUCAUACGCUGUUUGAUCAAAAUGCGCCGAAUUCAACACGAAAUCCUUGUCAUGAUUUAGAAUAUUAUAAUCCGAUCAAUACAAAAAUCAGUUCAACUUUACGACGUGAUUAUAAACAUGAAGUAUAUUCAAGUAAUGUAAAGAAUCGUGAUAGUAAUAAUAGUAUUGAUAAUAAUAAUAAUAAUAAUAUGAAUUCUGUAAAUAUAGACCAAUCAUUGCAUUGUUUAAUUUCGGAACAUAAAGGUAGCAAAUUAUUUUAUGGACCACAAGAACCAUUUACUGUAGCUUCACAACAUGAUGCAUUAUUAUCAGAAUUAUUACAUCGAGGAAUGCAUUCGAAUCCUGGAGAAUCACGUCCGAAAAGCACAUUUUGAUUUAUUAUACUAUACAAGGACAUACACGCAUGUUUCAUUCAUGCACAUAUUCACAAUUCAUCGACAUCAUUCCUAUUAUUAUGAUUAUCUGUCUUAUCAAAACUGAACUCUGGAAAAAGCGAUUGCAGUAAUAUUAGUAUAAACAGUUAUGUGAUUUAAACUGAUAGAACUAUACAAAGGAUCAAUGUAAAAUUUUAAAUCAAUCAUUUUGAUCAUGAUAACUAAUGUCAUUACUUAUUAGUGUGGGCAAAAAUCCAGAGUAUUACAUUUAUUCACCAAAUUCCCUAACACAUACUAUUACAACUAUCGAUGUUCAAAAACAUCUUUAUUUAAAAGGAUUAAGCGAAAACUCUCUACUCUGUUUUGUUCACUAUUAUUCUUCAUAGAAUUUUUCAAUAUUCUUAUUCAUACAACUAUCAUGCAAUGCUGUUCAUUGUAUACUAAAUAUUAAGAUUGAUAUUUUUCGCAGACUAUUUUUAUUCAAUUAAUAAUGUUGUGUGAAGAGCAGUUAUUGAGCCUUGUUUGUAUCUUAAGAAAUAUAACUUACUUAGUGACCAGACUCAUAUGCUAAGUAAGCCAACAAUUCAGAACAUAGACGUUUCCAAUUAAAUUUAAAC
Messenger RNA from Schistosoma turkestanicum, 2524 nucleotides. The record is from the annotation of a GenBank genome assembly. Lineage: Eukaryota; Metazoa; Platyhelminthes; Trematoda; Strigeidida; Schistosomatidae.